Lingula anatina is the source of this 1896-nucleotide messenger RNA. RefSeq names its product GTP-binding protein REM 2. Gene Ontology annotation, cellular component: plasma membrane. NCBI's taxonomy places the organism in Eukaryota, Metazoa, Brachiopoda, Lingulata, Lingulida, Lingulidae. Gene Ontology annotation, molecular function: calcium channel regulator activity; GTPase activity; GTP binding. The record is from RefSeq and is a predicted model, not a curated record.
AGCUCUGGCAGCGCAGCGAGAACAGAUCGCUUCCUAAGAGUGGUAAAACACUGAAUACUGGUUGUGCACGAGGAAGCUGACAGCCGUUGUGGACAUUUUUUUCCUGUCAUGUCUCGCCCGGUCUCACGCUCCGGCAGUGAUCGCUCUCGGAAACGUUCGCCACGACCAAGCGUCGACGAGGGGGUGGUUGUCGAACACAGUCCCAAUUCCAGUCGCGGAUCGUCCUCCAGCGCCGACAGCCUGGCACCGCCGCAGUACUCAGCGCGGGAAAGACUCGGCUUGUCGCCGGGUAUAAGACGGGCGCAUCACGGGAGUGUUGGCGGCUCUGGAAGUCGCAGCCCCCUGCUACCUGCGACCCGUCUGCAAAGAAAGCAGCCUACGUGGCGGUCGCAGUCCUGCAGAAAACCCAGCAGACGACACCUUGAAGUCCCCCGUGAAACGUGCCAGAAAAGGCGCAACAGUCUGCCGGACGCGUACGACAUAGACGACGAUGGGCACAUCUCGGAUGAUGCAGGAGGGGAGUUUUACCGAGUCAGAAAUUUCACAGUUUCACGCAAGGGUUUAUUCAACAGGGGGGACUCCUACAAACGUAGGGUGCUUCUGCCUCAGCCGACGCUGGGAACCGGUGAAAGCAGUGACAGUGUUUUCGCAGACGACGAACCGCCGGUUUCGCCACGUGCAUCGCCACGCGACAGUCGAACGUCAAGCACAGCGGCAGACCGUGUCUUCAGGGUGGCGGUCCUGGGGACCCCUGGAGUAGGAAGAAUGUCCCUGGUGCGACAGUUUACGACUUCCGAAGACGUGGCUGCAAGGGGAACGCAUUCGGGGAACAAAACUUCAGACCUAUCCGUUUCAGUACUUUUGGACGGACGGGAAACAGAAAUGCAGUUCGUGACAUCCACGCUUGAAGAGUGCCGCGAUAAAGACGUGGACGCCUACAUUGUCGUCUACGCUAUAGCCGAUAAGUGUUCAUUCCAAUACGUCUCUGAGAUCCUUCAACGAUUACGCCAGACGGAGGGCGAGCAAUGCGCUAUCAUCCUCGUGGGGAAUAAAAGCGAUCUCGCGAGAACGAGAGUUGUGAGCACAGAUGCUGGAAAGAAACUGGCGUCAAUAUUCAACUGCAAAUUUAUCGAGACAUCAGCUGUCCUUAAUCACCACGUUGACGAGCUGCUAGUGGGGACGCUGAGUCAAAUUAACAGGAGAGAAAUGCAGGUUGACGCCAUUGUGAAAAGAGACGCUGCGGAGGAAGACAAAUCUCUGAAAGAAAAAAAUCGCAUUUUCUCGAGCCUUAAGGCCGCCAAGGGACUUCUUAAUAAACUGUUAAGAAAAGGACCCUCCUCUAAUUCAUCAACGCCUUCAGACACAAAACUCAGCAUGCGAUGAGAAAGGCUAUCAAAGUCUUAUCAAUCCGACAGUACGCUGUCGGGUUCUUGAGAGAUUGAUUGUUAACGUUAUUAUCAAAUGCAUUAUCACAUCCAUUUAUCACCGUCACUUUUACAUAACUUGACAGCAUCCACAAAAGACACAUUAGUUAAUUGACUGCGUCUUCUGCCUAAUUAUGUACUUUAGUGUCUUUUUACUGCCUUAAGUUUUACAAAGUCUACCGCCGCAGGUACCUCCAUUGCCUUUUCCUUCGUUAUCGAUUACCUGUUUCUUUGCAACUCACCUGAAGUGGUUACAAGCGGCCCUUCUUUGUGAGUGCCCGGAUGAUUAUCUUGCAAGCAAGAUAAAGUGAACUUAAAUUAGCGAACACGGAACUAAGGUUUUCACCAGGAAUUCUAUUUUCAAAACAGAUACAGACACUUAACCGUCAUCUGCAUUAGCAACAUUAGUGAAAGUCACAUGCACUGUAACUUUACUAGCUAAUAGGAAGGUCCAUCUGGUAUAUGGAGUUUU